This is a messenger RNA of Sitophilus oryzae (rice weevil), 1199 nucleotides long. Its product is annotated as COMM domain-containing protein 2. NCBI's taxonomy places the organism in Eukaryota, Metazoa, Arthropoda, Insecta, Coleoptera, Curculionidae. The transcript is spliced from 4 exons. The coding region runs from base 464 to 1081 and encodes 205 amino acids. The record is from RefSeq and is a predicted model, not a curated record.
GUCAAAUGACCUAACGACUUGGCCAGUAUAAAAUCCAUAAAGUAAAUUUCUCUAUGAUCUAAUCAACUCGUACUCACGAUUAUAUCCGGCCUCAAAUCGGCGUGGCGUGAAUGAGCGUGUGUGUCAACAGAUUUUUACACUCUUGACCUUUGCCAUGGAAAAACAGUACAACAAAGUUUCCAGACGGUCACCGCUUACGUCGCUUAACUUGAGUGAUCUCGGGGCCAUAGGCCAUUACAGGAGAAAGGAGAAGACAGGAAGAAUAACCUCACUAAUAAAUAAGUAAUUAGCUUGAAUUAGAUGGUAAUUGGUAAUUAAUUAGUAAUUAUUAAAAUAUAAAUAAAGAAUAGAAAUAUGGCAUAAAUAUGCAAUAGAAUAACAUUUAGUUUUGUUAGCAGAAAGGAACUUUGAAGAGUAUUAAGAAAGUGGUAAAGUUAAGUGCCAAGAAUAUAUUUAUAUAAAUAUGCUACUUUCAAUUAACAAUGAGAACAAGCAACAUCUAGAAAUAUUAACUUUUCAAUCUGAAUCAGUUAUUGCUGAUUUUUGUAAAUUGACUUCCCAAUUUUUGCACCAUGGACCGAAUCAAAAAAGAUAUGAUACUGCAGCUCAAAAAUUAGAGGUGGAUGUUCAUGUCAUACAAAAUUGUAUAUAUGGAUUGGUUCAUUUAUUAAUGUUAGCAUGCAAACAUAAGCUUAGUGUCCAUGAUUUCAAAGAUUCAGUUUUAGCAUUAGGCUUUACCAAUGAACAAGAAUCAGUUCUUACCCAUUUUUAUGAAUCACAACACAAUGAAUUACAUUCCCUCAUUAAGCCAAACUUAGAUGAACCACACUACUAUGACAUGCAAUGGAGAUUUGAAGUACAACUUGGUAGUCGCUCACUGUUGGAACAAGUAACUCCAUUAGUAGUGAUGAAUUUAUCUUUAAAAACAACUGACGGAAAGGAAAAGGAAAAUAUAGAGCAUCACCUCAUACAAACUGAUCCAACAAAUCUAUUACAUUUAACAAAUGAGUUGGAGCGUGCCCUUUCUGAAUCUAGAAGUCGUCACUCUAGAAAAGUUGAAAACAUUAUUAACAAUCUCUAAUUUUUUUAUAAAUGAAACGCAGUGAUUUUUUACCCCUUUUUAUUCUUAUUACUAUAUUCAUUAAUAUAUACUUAUUUACUUUUAUGUUCAAAAUUUUUCCAAAUAAAAAAAGUAUACA